CGCCGCCGAAGGUUGCCGAGCGGGGGUCGCGCGGCUGCGGCGGCCUGGCCGGCGUUUCCGGAGAUUGCCGAGGGGCUUCGGCCCCUCCCCAGCCGCCUCCGAGCCCGUGACUGAGGCGCUCCGGCGGGUCGGAGCCCGCCGCGCCCGCUGCUCUGGUCGCGGCGCGGGGCUCACCCUCCUCCUCCUCCGGUGUCGCGGUGACAGAGCGGGGCGAUCGCGGCGGCGGCGGGGGGCGGCCGGGGCUCCGGCGGCGCGGAUGGCGGAGGGCGGCCAGCCCCCGCAGCAGCAGCAGCAGCAGCCACAGCCGCAGCUCCUGGCCGGCGGAGGCGGCGGCGGCGGCGGUGGUGGUGGGGCCGCCCGCGGCGUGAAGCGGGAGCCGGAGCUGGAGCAGCCCAUGCCCGCUGGGGACGGCGCCGAGGGCGGCCACAGCAAGCGGCUGCGGACGGAGGCGGAGGCCGAGGGCGGCGGCAUGCAGAACGAGCCUCUGACUUCAGGUUAUCAUGGAUACCCAGCAAGAGACAAUCAAGGUAACCAGGAGCCAGCAGCAACUCCUGAUGCAAUGGUGCAGCCAUUCACCACAAUCCCAUUUCCGCCACCCCCACAGAACGGGAUUCCCACAGAGUAUGGGGUGCCACACACUCAGGACUAUGCAGGCCAGACCAGCGAGCACAAUCUGACGCUCUACGGAAGCACGCAGCCGCAUGGAGAGCAGAGCACGAACACGGCCAGCACGCAGAACGGAUCUCUUGCACAGACAGAAGGAGGGGCACAGACAGAUGGACAGCAAUCACAGACACAGAGCAGUGAGAAUACCGAGAGCAAAUCCACUCCAAAACGACUUCAUGUGUCUAACAUUCCCUUCCGCUUUCGAGAUCCUGACCUUCGGCAGAUGUUUGGGCAAUUCGGCAAAAUCCUUGAUGUAGAGAUAAUCUUUAAUGAGCGUGGCUCGAAGGGAUUCGGGUUCGUAACUUUCGAGAAUAGUGCUGAUGCAGACAGGGCCAGGGAGAAAUUACACGGCACCGUGGUAGAGGGCCGUAAAAUCGAGGUUAACAACGCCACUGCGCGAGUGAUGACCAAUAAGAAGAUGGUCACGCCAUAUGCAAAUGGUUGGAAGUUGAGUCCUGUGGUUGGAGCGGUGUACGGCCCUGAGUUAUAUGCAGCGUCCAGCUUUCAAGCAGAUGUCUCGCUGGGCAAUGACGCCGCAGUGCCCCUGUCAGGAAGGGGGGGUAUUAACACUUACAUUCCUUUAAUCAUUCCAGGCUUCCCCUAUCCAACUGCAGCCACCACAGCAGCCGCGUUUCGGGGAGCCCAUCUGAGGGGCCGAGGAAGGACAGUGUAUGGGGCAGUCCGGGCGGUACCUCCCACAGCCAUCCCUGCCUACCCAGGUGUGGUUUACCAGGACGGAUUUUACGGUGCUGACCUCUAUUUGACUGAAGAAAUGUUAACAUCCCGCUCUAAAUCUCUCAGUGGAGUCUCUGUUCCCUUCUCUGAUAUAACAGAUGGGGUGGAUACGCAGCCUACAGAUAUGCACAGCCUGCUACUGCAACAGCAGCCACGGCCGCUGCAGCCGCUGCAGCAGCUUACAGCGAUGGUUAUGGCAGGGUGUACACAGCAGAUCCUUACCACGCCCUUGCCCCUGCCGCUAGCUACGGAGUUGGCGCUGUGGCGAGUUUAUACCGAGGUGGCUACAGCCGAUUUGCCCCCUACUGAAGUGACGUGAGCCCCCUGCAAGUGGGACAGCCCCCCCAGUUCAUGAGGCCUGGCUAUUGCAAUAUUUACUAGUAGAGGAACUCUAUAGCAAGAUGAGGAGGAAAAACAAAAGAGAAAAUACUUUUUUAUACCUCACUAUGUUCUUUGAAUAUGUAUUUUUUUUUCCUUUAAAUUUCUGCCUUUAAUUCUUUUGUUCCAAAGAUUGUGCAUUUUUUUGUUUUUUGUUUUCGUUUUUGGGGUUUUUUUAACUGUGGUAAAAAUAAUGCAUUUCCGUGUCUGUAUGUUGGUGCAUAGCUUAUCCUACCAAUCACGGAAAAGGCGAUUAGCGAUAAGGAGAGCUGUUAGAAACCGAUACCAUGUGAUUGAUCAGGAACACGCAGACAGUUACUUCCCUGGGUCUGGUGCUUGGUGUCUGUGAGACAGGAGGAUGCGAGGGAGAAGUCUCCACCUGCUGUGUUUCUGGUCGACAGAAGGAAGCGCUCUUUGGCUGUGGCUGGGACCUUAAUGCUGGUGGGAAAUAGUCAUUUACAUUCGAAAAUGGGGGAAAUGCAGAGACUUUCCUCGUUUUUAUCACCAUCUGACGCGCACAGGUUUGGGACAGUUUCAGCAGUGUCAGGAUUUUAGACUUGGCAAGAGAAGAUUUCCUCAACCUGCCCAAAGACUUUGGCUGUUACCGGCUGUACAGGGGACAAGACUUUGGAAGGAGUUUUUGAUGAGGAUGAUCUUUCCCCACCCCACACAACUUAUUCUAGCUGAUUGUUGUCCAUUGCUGAUGGCUGUAAUUAUCUUAGUUUUCCUUCCUCCUUUUCAAGAUCUUUCUCCUUUGCUGUCCCUUUCCUCCCCUUUCGUUCCUCGAGGAGUGGCAGAUGCAGUGCAGCAUCACACAGAAUACCUCUGUUGUGGACAGCAAGUGGUUAAACUGGCGGAGGUGAAGCGCGUGCAGCCUUGCAGAGGAAGAAAGCUAGCUGAAAAAUCCUGCAUCAGUGCGGUGCUCAAGAGAUCCAGCGCGCAAGGUCUCGCCUUCUGUUCAUCCUGAGCUGCUUAGGUGCUUCUGCAAGUAAUCUGUUUCAAAUAACAUGAGUGAGGAAAAACAAGUCAUGUAUAAGCUGCUGAGGCGAGGGGCAAGCUUGUGGGUUUGUGUAGGGGAAGAGGGGCUUUUAUAACUAAACGUGAUCCUGAAGUAGUUUUGUUUCAGUCAGGAGUUUAAGGAAAGGCAGGAGGAGUUUGUGCAAGCUCUGAAUUCAUAGGAACUUCCCACCACAAGCUAUUUCAGGCCCUUACGUAGUUGCGUUGUAGCCCCUGGGUCUGUGUUGCCCAGCCUCUCAUAGAAAGUUGUGCACCUGCUCUGCUGAGUCCAUAUAGACACUACAUAUUAGAAGAUUUGGAAGCAGAGAGACUAUUUAGGGGAGGGCUCCACAACUCCCAAGACCAUCUCCCUUCUCCUCUCGCAUACAGUGAUUUCGCUGUUUCUCAAAGUCAGCAUUUUUAGAUGACUGCGUGAGCUGUGCUGUGAUGGGGAGUUGCUGCUCUCCAGCCCUCCUCGCUCGGCUGCUGGCUCCUGGAGCGCUCCCAGUAACCCCAGUGCUCAGAGGCAGGGUCUCUAACCGCGUGUUAGAGAAAUGCAGUAGCACGGUUUUAUGAGGCUGCCUCGACUCCCUGGAUUGGUACUGGGGUGAGCUGACCGCCCCCAGAAGGGCUGUUGGGAGUGUGGGUUUGUUGGUGGAGCCUCUCCAGCUCCUGGCGUACACCUGCUUCUCCAUGCACUGCUGACAGCGGAAUAGGAAACCCUCCUGCAUUUAACACUAAGCAACGUUAACAAGCGGAGCUCCCAGGGAGGUGUUGUGGCCCAGCCACACAUAACCACGCAUUUUUUUGCUCUUCCCCAGCGAUACGCGUAGCCGCUCUGUGUGGAGCAGAGAGGAGGCACCUCAGAUGGGAAGAAUGGGGAAGCCAUUAGUUAAGCUAGAGACCCUGAAGCUAUUGAUUCUCUGGAGGAAUAGCUAGACAAAGGGGACACCAAACUGCCAGCCUGUUGGCCACCUUUUUUUUUUUUUUUUUUUUUGCUGGUUUUAUUGUUGGUUUUUAAACUUUUUUUUUUCAAGCCAAAGUUUGGUUUGUUGCUGUUAUGACAAUUUUUUUUGUUGUUUGUAUAUAAAUAUUUUAAUUAGCUUGAAAAUGGGGAGGGGGGAACAGGGUGUUGGGGCUUUUCACAAAAUCUAGGAAAUGAGGGGGUGCUUGGGAGCUUUUACAGAGUUGGGGUAGGGGAGGGAGGACUCGUGAUAGAAAUAGUCAUAAUUCAAGGGGAGCCAUUUCCACCACAGGGCAGCCAGGGGACUUCUGGAGCUGAGAUGCAGCAAAAGCCUCUACUGGACUUGUUCUACCCACCUGCAGGGUGGAGGGGCUGAGUGAGGCCGUCCUUUCCCUUGCCCGCAGCUCCUCGUGGAGCGGGUCUGCAGGCUGCCAGUGAGAGGAGCGCGGCUUGCAGAGCCCGGCAGGGGCAGCUGCUCGUUCCUCUGCCCCUUUUCUACCUUUCAGUUCAGCUGGUUCUGACUGCAGCUCCCAAAAAGCUGGGCUCUCCUUCCCCAAGUGCCCUCCCCUGCCCUGGCAAAGUCGCCUGCAAUCCCACCCCCACCCCCCCGCCACUUGGCCUCUCUGAGAGUAGGGAGGCCAGCCCCAUUUCUGCCUCCGAGCAGAGUCUAUGCAUGGCAGCUUCAGCCCACCCAAGUAUAUUAGGAGUUGAAGGGUUUAGUGCAGAAGCGCCCAACCUUUGCAGGGCCGUGGUCCCCUGCAGUAUGAUCUCCGAGUAAUACCUGAUCUAGACCAUCCAGCCUAGUCCCUCCUGUAUCCGAGCCCGGCCUGCUCCAGUCACUCCCUGCCAGGCUGGUGCAUUAACCAGCCGGUGUCUCCUCGACUUCGUAGUUACUCACUGGUGGCCCAGCUCCCUGCUCUCAGCAUUGGGCUGUAGAGGGGAUGCUGAGAUGCUUACACGGCUGGGGGGUGGAGGUGGCUCGCUGGUUCCAGGUCUUCGGAGCACAAGACCUCCCAAAAACUUGCACACCAGCUGGAAUUUUGCAGCGAGGUUUCUCGAGUGAGUGUUGUGCCGUGGCAAGGAGGGCUCUUCAGCCUUUCCUUCCCUCUUGGCAAACAACAGCUCUGGUUUCACUCAGAUGUGUUAUGAACUGGCUUGAGAUGCAUUCAGAGUAGCCAAGCUGUGGCUAUAUCCAUCUUCUGAAGAAGUGAGGACAAAGCCUAUAUCUCUCCCUAUGCAAAAUGAAUUACACUUAAUGAAUUAAACUGGGCCCUGGCUUAUUUGACUGACGGCAGCUAGUGCUUGUCCCCAAGGUGGGUCUGGAGUCACAGGUCCCUCGCAAAGCAGGGUUUGGCUUUCCAAGGGAAACCGCACAGGCAGCCUGGCAAAUAGCUUGCUAUUUGUCACCACCUCGUCUGGUGGCAUCUGGGAUUCCUCUUGAUGUGGAGGGAAAGAUGUUUCUUUAAGUGUUGCUGUUUGUACUGUCUUGCAAUAGGUCUGGCCAGCACAUGAUAUCAUACUGGUAAAAUUUUGGAUCGAAGAGUUCAUUUAUUUAAUGUGCUGAUGUAUCUUUCCUUGUGGGUACAGUUGUGCUGGUACAAAGAUGGCUUCUACUGGUAUAGCAUAUUCUCUACUGGGAAUAAGUUACAUUGAUGCCCAGCACGUUAACAAACGGUUGUCUCUGUCCCCGCACUAGGGAGGCUGCACUGGUGGAGGUGGGUUGGCUUUUCUAAGAAAAGCCACGACGGGACCUGGAGACAACGGGGAGGUCAGAAUGAGCCUGCUAUAGCCAGCUAUUCCCAGGUUAAGCGGUUACAUGGAUCCUGGGUCAUGAGUUCAGAUAGACAAAGCCAUGUUUUUAAUUAGCUGUGGCUUGGCUGUUUCGGUGCCCGAGAGCGAGUGCUAGCUCAGGAGUCGGAGACCUGUGUUUUGGUCAGGGCUCUGUCAGUGAUCCUCAAGGAGCAGUUGUGUCGCUGCUCUAGAAUUUGCUUCCCCAUCCCUAAAGUGAAGUGAAAGUUUAUCCCCUGUUCUCACCCGUUUUGAGAUCUGUGGACGUGAAGUGCACGGUGAGAGCUGAGGAGGGUUAUCUGAAUAGCUGGCUCGAGUGCUAGUUGUGAAAACGGUUAAUGAAACCAUUUCCUUGCCUGAAAAGAGACACUGGCUGCUGGGGUUUCAAUUCCAGCACCCAGAGCUUCGGCAGCGGGGAAUACAAAGCAGAGCCUCCCAGUUCCUACCCGUGUUUUUCCCCAACCCGUCCCUGUCUGUAGCUUCCCAUCCCAGCCCCAAAGGAGGAGGCAAGUGGAGAACAGGUUUGGGGAGCACUUAGGAAUUCAAUAAAGGGAAAACCAAACAACAGCUCUGGGGAGCGCUUUUGCUGAGUCUAGCUCCAAAGGGAAAGCGCGCGGGCAGCGCGGCAGGCAGCCUGCUGACCCUCAGGCCUGGCAGGGUCGGGGGGAUGCUGUCCUCGGUGCAGAGGGGUGAUUUUUAAAGUGUGUUACCUGUUUGCACUGUUUUAAAAUAGGAGGGGGGGGGGGCGGGGAACAACCUAGUGAACAAGAUGAACAUCCAAUGUAAACUUCUUUGUGUUUUUAUUUUGUCAUGCUCUUGGAAAAUGUCAAACAUUUUGUAGUAUACACCAGUGAGGCUUGAUUCUUUGUUGCAUAAAACACUAUUUUUGGUGAUGUCAAUGUCUGAAAAGCCCCUUCCCUCCACCCCCACCUUACUGAUUGCCCUCUCUGCCCUCCAACCCCAGUAAACUUCUCUUCUAUGAUGAAAACUCCAGUCAACAAGGCAAGCAGGAGUCUGAUAGCCAGAGUGUGAAAUGGGGCCCUUUUCAAGUAGGCUCUGGGGUUUCUCCCCGGUACGCUUUGCUCCAGCCAGGAGUUGGCAGGAUAGACCCGUCCCUCUGCAGCACGUGCAUCGAUGGCAGCCUUGGUGGGACUUGGGACGUCCAACUGCCGGCUCUGCUGCCACUGCUAACCCUGGAGGGCAACUUCUUCUUGCCAGUGGUUGAAAGCGCUGCCCGCGGUUGUCCUCUCUGGGUGGCAGGCUGCAGCUGGUCCAGGCUUGUGCCGGAGACAAGCUGCCCACGCUGCCUCUCGACUCGUGGUAGAGCAAAAACUCAUCAGCCAAAAAUCUUGCCUGAUUUCACCAGGAGAUUGCUGGUGUCUUAAAGCCGUCCACCCCAAUAUUCAUUUGUCUGGCAGACAGCAAAAUGCCAGUUAAUCUUAGGAAUGGUUUUUCUUUUUUAUAUUCUGUUGUUGUUGUUGUUGUUCUGAAGUGGGUCAAUAAAUCUCUUGCCAGAUUCCCAGUUCUCUGCUGGUGGAGGGGCUUGUUGCUUCCCCGAGGAGUGAAUUCAUUACAGAAAUCAGGCCUCCCACAUAAGUAGUCUCAGUUUUGGUCAUGUUUUUCUAUUUUUUUUCUGUUCACAGUAUUUUGUGUGUGCGCGCGUGUUGUAGUUUUGGCAGCUUGGUUUGGCUGCAUUAUCAAGUGACGAAAUAAUCCUCUUUUACCCCGGGGGAUAUGAUUUGGUUUUGGAUUUCCCCCCCCACCUUUUUUUAUUUUUUUUUUUUUAUAUGAUAAAUCCUGCUUGUAAAUAGCUGGAGCUAAAACCUGGGGCUGAUAGCAAAUGAGAACCAGGGCUGUAGAGCGAUAAUGGAGCUGGUGGAGUAUUUUACUGACCUCACAGGCUGAUCUACUUGAGACUUGGAGAUUUUCAGUGCAAGGCUGAGAUGCCGCAGCACCUCCAAUGGCAGCGACGGACUUGCCCCUUCACGCAGUCUCCCCAGCACCUCCCAUUGCCAGGUACCGCCGGGGAACAGGACGUGUUCCGAGUGGGAUGCGUUCCCUUCCCCUGGAUCAUUUCCUAGGACGCCCGAGCCGCUUGCCCAGGGUCCCAUUUCCCCGCUGACUCUGGAGAAGCAGUAUCUGCAUCCCAGGGCUUUGUGACAGCCUCUAACUUCCUGCCCUCCCUCGUUAAGUAUCAUAUUGUAUAGUAGCUUUCAGACCAUACAGUAUUCAUUGGGUUAUUCCUAUUAUUAUCAAGUAGCUGGAAUUGUGAAGGUCGGAGUAGUUAGAUCUUUAGCUUUUAUUCCUUUUUUUUGUAUUACUAUCCAUGUGUAUAAAUUAUUGAUCAUGUUGCUGGCUUUUAUAAACUCUAAGCAAGGGGGGAAACCCUUCCUAACCCUUUGCAAAUGGUAAUGAAGCACUGUUUUUAAAUAAAAGAGAGAAACACCA
This is a messenger RNA of Chroicocephalus ridibundus (black-headed gull), 7975 nucleotides long. RefSeq names its product RNA binding fox-1 homolog 2 (gene RBFOX2). NCBI's taxonomy places the organism in Eukaryota, Metazoa, Chordata, Aves, Charadriiformes, Laridae. Gene Ontology annotation, biological process: nervous system development; regulation of alternative mRNA splicing, via spliceosome. Gene Ontology annotation, molecular function: mRNA binding. Gene Ontology annotation, cellular component: cytoplasm; nucleus. The record is from RefSeq and is a predicted model, not a curated record. The transcript has 15 exons. Bases 257 to 1720 code for a protein of 487 amino acids.